Messenger RNA from Lingula anatina, 1777 nucleotides. Its product is annotated as phosphopantothenoylcysteine decarboxylase-like. The record is from RefSeq and is a predicted model, not a curated record. Gene Ontology annotation, molecular function: phosphopantothenoylcysteine decarboxylase activity; FMN binding. Gene Ontology annotation, cellular component: phosphopantothenoylcysteine decarboxylase complex. Gene Ontology annotation, biological process: coenzyme A biosynthetic process. Lineage: Eukaryota; Metazoa; Brachiopoda; Lingulata; Lingulida; Lingulidae.
UUUUGUGAAAUGGACCGCGGGAAUCCCUUGCACAUUUUGGUUGGUUGCACUGGAAGCGUGGCCUCUAUCAAGAUACCUAAACUUGUAACAGGCCUUAAAUCGUUGCAAGCUAACGUAGACAAGAAGACCUGUGAAGUCAGUGUGGAGGUUGUUGCCACUGACCAUGCCUGUCACUUUUUUAAUCCAAAUGAAGUUGAUGUCAAAGUUCAUAGGGAUGCUGAUGAAUGGAGGUGGCAGAAACGUGGGGACCCUGUUCUUCAUAUUGAGCUUCGACGAUGGGCUGAUAUUCUCAUUGUAGCUCCACUUGACGCCAAUACAUUAGCCAAGAUGGCUAAUGGAAUAUGUGACAAUUUACUUACAUGUAUUAUCAGAGCAUGGGAUACAGAUAAACCACUGUUGGUAGCUCCUGCUAUGAAUACAUACAUGUGGGACCAUCCACACACAGCAAGGCAUAUCCAGGCAGUGGAGGAGCUAGGGUGUACAGUGAUACCCUGCAUAUCAAAGCAGUUAAUAUGUGGGGAUAGCGGCCUAGGUGCAAUGGCAGAGGUGAGCAGUAUUGUGGAAAAGGUGGAAGAAGUUUUUAUUGCCAGAGGAUCAAAAACGUGACAAACAUUUAAUACAUUAACAUUUGAUUCACUUCUGGUUGCCUCAUUAUAUUAUAUUAUAUUACAUGAAAUGCUUCAGUAUUGGUAUAAUAUAUUAACUUGUGUAAUAAAAUGUUUUAACAGAUCAGUUAUUUCAGUGAAAUAGUAUUUUCAGUAUCUGGAAUUCUUCAUUAAUUUAUUGCUUCCAAAAGUAGAUUUUUUUAAAAGUUUUAAAGUAGUAUAAAUACAAUUGAAAGACUGAUAAAACAUGUCAGAUUCUUAAACAUAUGAAUAUACACCUCGACAAUGUGUAAUUAACAAGGUGGUCAAGAUUGAAAAGAUUCAAUUUUGAGAUUUUUUUUACUGGGCAUGUAUUAAAAACUGAAACUCAAAGAGGUCUGCCAAUCCUGUGGUUUCUUUAUGUGUUAACCAUGGGCAUAUUGUUGGGAUUAAUAGGCUUGAUAUACUCAGUUAAUAAAGUGAGGUUACAGACUGAAGUAACUUUUAAAGUGGCAGUGUGUAAAUCUUACCUUUGGUUUUUGACAUUCAAAAAUGUUUUGAGAAAGGUUGUGUGGGGGUCAGCACAUGAAAGAGUGAAGUCUGAUGGUGUUCGAAUAAGAUUUUGGUAAAAAGUUAGUCAGGGUAUAUAGCACUUUGAAGUACUAACUCUGAAUGUUUUUACUUCUGAUUCUUGAGAGAAAACCCAAUGCAAUUCCAACAUUAUUUGAGUUUGUCUUUUUGAUGAGCUAUUCACAUCAGAAUUAAUGUAUGUAUGACGAUUUCAUUUUGGUGUGGCAAUUUAUGAUCAAAGGAUAUUUACAAGUGCAAUUUCUUUUUUCAUUUAUGUAGUCAAUGGGGGUUUGAUGAUAUACAUUUGAAAGGCACCCUUGCCUCUGUUUAUUACAAAACAUACUGUUGUAGAGAAAUAAAGCAUAGAGUAGGACUAUCUAUAUCAUGUUUAUAUUGAAAUAAUCCCUUUUUUUAAUUCAGUUAUUACUUUUUAGUCUGAAGGAUAUGGUUGAUAAGCAGACAGAAAACACAUAAUUAUUUUUGGAUUUUAUUUGGAAUGUUCUAUUUUUACUGAAAACAGUAGCUACUUUAGGGACACUGUCUUUUUAUUCUUUAAUACGUUAAUGGGUACUAUUGACAUUUGGCCAAAGUGUUUUUCUUAAUUUAAGUAACUUUUUAUAUUA